GCAGCCCCGGAGCCAGGCUUGUCCGGCUCGCAGCUCUCCGCACGCCCGGCGGGUCUGUCCGGCCGUCUGUCCGGCCGGCCGUUCCGCAGGAACGCUCCAGGUGCGGCAUAGAGCAGCUCGCGACCAUGUACGCGCAGGGGCUGCCGGGGCUGGUGGUGCUGCUGCUGGUCACCUCGCUGCCGGCCGGUCACCCCACGCCACCGGCCGGCCCCCCGGCCCUACGGAGCGGUUUGGGGAGUCCUUCUUCGUGCCGGCUGUCCCGGACCGAGUCGGAGCUCCGGUGCCGCAUCCCGGGGGGGAAGCUGUGCAGUGACAGAGGCAGAUGCGAAUGUGGAGUCUGCAUCUGCCAAGUGACAGAGUCCGGCAAAUACUACGGUCCGCGCUGCGAGUGCCACGACUGGGUGUGCGAGAUCUACGAUGGGAAGAUCUGUGCAGGCCAUGGGAAGUGUGACUGUGGGAAGUGCAAAUGUGAUGAAGGCUGGUAUGGUGAAGCUUGUCAGUAUCCAACUACUUGCAAUCUUACACGGAAGAAAAGCAAUGAAAUGUGCAAGAAUUCUCAAGAUAUCAUCUGUUCUGGUGCAGGCACGUGUCAGUGUGGCAGGUGUAAAUGUGCAAACUCAGAAGGAAAUGGCCUGGUCUAUGGUAAAUUUUGUGAAUGUGAUGACAGAGAAUGCAUAGAUGAUGAGACAGAAGAGAUUUGUACAGGCCAUGGAAAGUGUUACUGUGGAAACUGUUACUGUGAGGCUGGUUGGCAUGGAGAUAAAUGUGAAUUCCAGUGUGACAUCACCCCCUGGGAGAUCAAGAAGAGAUGCACAUCUCCAGAUGGCAAAAUCUGCAGCAACAGAGGCACAUGUGUAUGUGGGGAAUGCACAUGCCAUGAUGUGGACCCAACUGGUGACUGGGGAGAUAUUCAUGGAGAUACUUGUGAGUGUGAUGAAAGAAACUGCAAAGCAGUGUAUGAUAGAUAUUCUGAUGACUUCUGUUCAGGUCAUGGACAGUGUAAUUGUGGAAGAUGUGACUGUAAAGAAGGAUGGACUGGGAAGAAGUGUGAACAUCCACAUUCUUGUCCAUUGUCAGCUGAGGAAAGUGCUAAGAAAUGUCAAGGAAAUUCUGAUUUACCUUGCUCUGGAAGAGGGAGAUGUGAAUGUGGCCAGUGCACUUGUUUCCCUCCAGGGGACAACAGAGUUCAUGGCAAAAACUGUGAAUGCGACGAUCGACAGUGUGAAAAUGCGGACGGUGAUGUCUGUGGGGGCCAUGGUAUCUGCUCAUGCGGCCGAUGCAUUUGCCAGGACGGAUGGUUUGGAAAGUUGUGCCAGCAUUCAAGGAAGUGCAACAUGACGGAGGAGGAGAGCAGAAGUCUCUGCGAGUCAGCGGAUGGCAUAUUAUGCUCGGGGAAGGGUUCCUGCCACUGUGGAAAGUGCAUCUGUUCACCACAGGAAUGGUACAUUUCGGGCGAUCUCUGUGAAUGCGAUGACAGAGACUGUGACAAACAUGACGGUCUCAUUUGCACAGGCAACGGUGUUUGUAGCUGUGGAAACUGUGAGUGCUGGGAAGGAUGGAAUGGAAAUGCUUGUGAAAUCUGGCUGGGGAGAGAAUAUCCUUAACAAAGGACAUCAAAGACUGAGGAGGUUUUUUGUUUGUUUUUCUUUAAGCUGCUAGACCGUUUAAUUUCAGAAGUACUCAGUAUGUGGGUGUGCAUGCACACACACACACACACACGUGUAAAUACUUUAGAACACUCAUUUGAGGGCCUGCUCCUUAAAGAAAUGCAUGACAAAACAAAAAGAAAAAAAUUAAAAAUGCCUUGGGAGCAGGACAGUCCAAGCUCUAAAAGGUGAAGUCAUAAAAUACUGGCCCUGUGGAACUUCUCCAGAGUUUUUUGGUAAAUUUGAUGGGACUGAGAUUACACCCAUAAUGCCUGUUCCUUCAGCAACCUUUGGAAAAGGUGUAAGAAAGCCUUUCUUUUUUUUUUUUUUUUUUAACAUUAUUUACUUGGUUGUCACGUCUCCGUAUCAGUAUGCAGCAAUACUCCUGCAGAAGAGUAGCACUAGUUGAACAUUUGUCAAAUAAUUAAUUUGAUUAAUUUUAUGGUGUUUGACAAAUACAUUGGUGCGUUUUUCUUUCAACAGUCCUGAUUAUGCACCGGCUCAUAAAUUGAGAGAAGCUGUAAAGCAGCUUAUCAAAAUAUUAAUGAUUUUUUUAUUUGGUCAAAGAAUUGUAUUUGUGUAACUGAGGUCCAAUUACCUGACAACCAUAGACUGAAGACCCAAAAUGUUUGAACAGACCCUUUUCCACAAGAGAACUUCUUUGUUUCUGUGGUUAAUGUGUCAGAGAGUUGGUUAUCUAGUCUACAUACUACGAUACUUUCAAAUACAUAACCUAUAGGAGUAUAAGGAAUGAAACUAAUAAAGAUAUAAAUGUAUGAUUACCUAUUCUGAAUAUGUAUCCUGCAACUCAUAUGUACUUUUAUCAUACUGUUCUAUGUAUGUACGGUUGCCUAGUCCUCUUAAAAGUAAAGCAAAUGAAAAUUUGUUAUAUUAAUAACUUUUAGGAUAACAAUUCUGUAUGCUAUUAGAAAUCACUGUUUGGAACAGAUUGCACUGUCACACAUUGUAUUCAUUGAAUUUAACUGCUUUUAUAGAAGUGGGGAGCCUGAAGGUCAACUGACUUGAAAAAUCAGCUAUGCUAUGCAGUAGCCUGGUCUCAGCCAAAGAUGUUCAGACAAUGGCAACAAAGUAAUUAAAGUUUUAAUACAGUAAAUACAAACAAAGCAGUGGUAUGAACAAAAAUUUUAUUUUUAUUUUCCAAUGGUGAAAUGCUGCUCAGUGUGAAAUUCACAUUGAGUUAUGAAUGAUGCACAACUAUUGGGACUUCCCUAACUUAUUUACAUAUAAGUCUCUUAUUUUUUUGUACAUGUAGAUUUGGCAGCCCUUUAAUUCUUUCGAGCAAAAAAAAAGAUACAUACAUUUUUGUUUCAAAAGUGUUUACAUUUUGUGAAACCACGAUUGAGCAAGAAAUUGCUUAAAUGGCUGGAAAAUAUUUCUUUUUAAUACCAAACUGUAACAUUGUGGUUUAGGUGCCAAGGUCCUGAUUUUUGAAGAAGUACGUGACUCAGAAAUAAGGGAACUAUAUAUCAACCAAAAAAGGUAUUUCCAUUAUUAGUCUAGAAAUUAGUUUCCUUUUAGAAAGGAUAAUUUUGAAAUAGGAAAAUACAGUGGUACAGGACAUGUAAUAGAAUGCAAAAAAUUUGAAUGAAUUUAUUUAAUCACUUUUAUUAUUACCCCUUCCCAUGUAGCUUGCUCUUUCUCUUACCCAAUUUUUUUCCUUACCCUUGAUUCUUUCUUUCUAAAAAUGAAGCUUGUGAAACCUGUGUUCUCAGG
Harpia harpyja (harpy eagle) is the source of this 3380-nucleotide messenger RNA. RefSeq names its product integrin subunit beta like 1 (gene ITGBL1). Lineage: Eukaryota; Metazoa; Chordata; Aves; Accipitriformes; Accipitridae. The record is from RefSeq and is a predicted model, not a curated record. Gene Ontology annotation, biological process: cell migration; integrin-mediated signaling pathway; cell-matrix adhesion. The transcript is spliced from 11 exons. Gene Ontology annotation, molecular function: integrin binding. The coding region runs from base 126 to 1604 and encodes 492 amino acids. Gene Ontology annotation, cellular component: cell surface; integrin complex; focal adhesion.